Messenger RNA from Orbilia oligospora ATCC 24927, 624 nucleotides. RefSeq lists its product as uncharacterized. Gene Ontology annotation, molecular function: DNA-binding transcription factor activity, RNA polymerase II-specific; zinc ion binding. Gene Ontology annotation, biological process: regulation of DNA-templated transcription. The record is from RefSeq and is a predicted model, not a curated record. The transcript is spliced from 3 exons. The coding region runs from base 1 to 624 and encodes 207 amino acids. NCBI's taxonomy places the organism in Eukaryota, Fungi, Ascomycota, Orbiliomycetes, Orbiliales, Orbiliaceae.
AUGUCUUCAUACUCUCAAGCGUCUGGAUCCAGGCCCGAUAUGCGUGGAAGACGGGAUACCCUCAUUUGUAACAAUUGUAGGAGAGAUAAGCAGAAGUGUCUGAGACAACCUGACGAUAUCGAUGGGAGCAUGGUUUGCAUCCGAUGCGAGAAAUACAACUACAGCCACUGCUCUACAGACCCCUCGGUUCAACCAAUGGAGCGUAAAAAAAGAGUUCUCAACGAUUUGAAGUGUGAUAAAUGUCGUCGGGACCACAAGACUUGUACAUUCUCUUACGGUCCCUGGCCUAACCCAUGCGACCGAUGCGCCCGAACAGCUGGAAGCCAGUGCUCAGCUCCAACAAGACCCUCCCGCGUCCGUAACAGCAGAGGAGCCUCGACACACGACAGCGGAAGCGAUUGCCAUUCUUCGAUUGCUGAUUGCGGCGAAUAUGCGGAAUAUACGGCUGAGUACGAAUACACUACCGGCUACGAAGAAGACGUCUAUGACUGGGGAGCUGAAUCAAACGCCCAAUGGCAAGAUCACUACUCACAUCCAAUGUACCACAUGAACUACACCUCCCCCUUUUCACCCGAUUCCGGAAGUUCAGAUUAUUCUGACAGCCCUUUGUUCAUGCGCCAUUAG